Molecule: messenger RNA, 1485 nt
Organism: Lachancea nothofagi CBS 11611
Lineage: Eukaryota; Fungi; Ascomycota; Saccharomycetes; Saccharomycetales; Saccharomycetaceae
Source: the annotation of a GenBank genome assembly
AUGUCGGUAAAGCCUGGAUUUGAUCGUAAAACGGCCAAGAAGUUUGCCGUUGUGCACAGACCACACGAUGACCCACGUUAUCAUGAUCCUGAGGCAUCGGAACAUGUGUUGGUACCUAUGAAAGAAGCCAAGAAGCAGAGAAAUCCAGAGAAAUCCAAGUCCCCUUUCGCGAGAAAUGGAGCUGGCACUGGUCCUGGUCCAAGACUAGGGCCAGGUCACGAACAUAUUGGCGAAGCGGCAUUGUAUGGAAUUGGGUUCGACGACUCGAAAUAUGACUACACUCAGCAUCUAAAACCCGUCGGGAUGGAUCCACAAAACGCAGUGCUAAUAUCGGCGAACUCUGCCAACAAACAAGAAUCGCGCAAGCUGAAGGCGGAAGAUCUAUUUGCACAACUAGAAAUCCAAGAAUCCUCUGAAAAGAAAAAUGAUUCUAUGUUUGAGCGUGGUGGUACGGCUAAGCGCGAAUAUCUAAAACACCAGCAGGAUAUGGACGAUGAGCUGCGUGGUUUCAAACCGGACAUGAAUCCUGCGCUUAGAGAAGUGCUCGAGGCUCUUGAAGAUGAAGCAUAUGUGGUGAACAAAGACAUAGUUGUCGGGAAUAAAGCAAAGCAAGGAUCCAAGCGGUCUCAGGAAAGCGAUGCGGAUGAUAUUCUCGAUGGUGAUGAAGACGACGACGAUUUGUUCGAGCAGUUAUUAACAAGCGGCCAAGCUGAUGGCGCCGAGGAUUUCGAACAAGAGUUCGACGAGUGGGAUGUCGAGAACUUGGAAAACUACGAGGAUGAGCACUAUCGGGAUGAAAUGCAGCAGUUUGAGAAGAUCGAGAACUUCGAAGAUCUGCAAAACAUCGAUUACCAAGCCGAUGUCACAAGAUUCAAGCAGCAACAGUCGCGGAAAGCACACGAUGAAGACUGGGAAUCAGUUCAGGAUUUCAACAGUGAGGCCGAUGAUUUGGAAAGCAUAUCUGUCCCACCACAGGAAGGCUCCGCUGAAGUACAGGAAGAAGAAGACACUUUGGGCGAUCUGCCCUCGAUCAGCGCUGGUGUGAAAAGCUCUACAAAACAGAAGAAAAAGGGUAGGGAUCGUCGCAAGAAAGGUGCCAUGUCAGAUGUGUCCGGAUUUUCCAUGAGUUCGAGCGCCAUCGCGCGGUCCGAGGCACUGACUGUGCUCGACGAUAGGUACGACCAAGUCAUCUCUGGAUACGAAAACUACGAAGAAGAAGGAGCAGAAGCUGAGGAAGAGUACCAGCCCUUCGACAUGGCCAACGAGCGUGCGGAUCUCGAGUCCAUGCUGGACGACUUCCUCGACAACUACGAACUCGAGUCUGGAGGCAGAAAACUUGUGAAGAAAAACUAUGAAGCUGCGCGGUUCCAGAAGGCCGCCGAUGAAGUCAGCAAGGGUAAGCUAUCGCAAAGAAGGAACAAACAGCGUAACAGCGAGGGCGGUGUUGGCUCCAUCACAGGCAGUUUGAACAGCUUGAGGUUUUGA